AUGCUCUGUACCAUGGACAAGAAGGCAGUGCACUUCGGCGCUGGGAACAUUGGCCGAGGCUUUGUGGCCUGCUUCCUGCACAAUUCGGGCUACGAAGUCGUGUUCGCAGAUAUCGCCGACAGGCUGGUCGACCAGCUUAACACUAAGAAAUCAUACAAAGUCAUCGAAGUUAGCAGCGAGGGGACCAGGGAAACGGUCAUAACUAAUUACAGAGCAAUCAACCUAAGAACGCACGAGAACGAUCUGAUCCGGGAGAUUAUGUCUGCUGAUGUCGUUACCUGCGCGGUCGGUAGGGACAAUCUCAGGUUUAUCGCGCCAAUUAUCGCCCGAGCUAUUAGUAUGCGGCCUAGCGACAAGAUCCCGUUGGCCAUCAUCGCUUGUGAAAACGCCAUUGGUGCCACUGAUGCCUUGGCGGCAAACAUUGGGCAUCCAGUCACUACAAAGGAACAUAGACUCGACGACCACUACAAGAGAGCAAGAUACGCAAACUGCGUCAUCGAUCGAAUCGUUCCAACUCAGCAUCCGGACGCAGAGCUCGAUGUCAAACUGGAGGAGUUCUACGAAUGGGUUAUAGAUCGGAAGCCCUUUGCAGAUGACGCUGUUCCAAUGAUCAGGGGUGUCAGAUGGGUUGACGACGUGCAGCUGUAUGCCGAGCGGAAGCUGUACACAGUCAAUACCGGACAUGCAGCAGCAGCCUACUAUGGCUAUAACCGCAACAAGGGAUUUGUUCAUAAUGCGUUGCAAGACCUCUUUAUUCUCGGUCAGGUAAAGAAGGUGCUUAGCAAUACGAGCACUCUUAUCGUUGACAAGUACGGUAUCUCUAAGCAGGAUCAGGAGGAGUAUGUCAGGAAAGUCAUUAUACGAAUCAGCAAUCCUCAUCUCGAGGACACCGUGGAGAGGGUUGGCCGCGCGCCUCUACGGAAGUUGGGUCGCACGGAGAGAUUUAUCAGGCCAGCGUCUGAAUUAGUCGAGAAAGGCUAUGACUGCUCGGCGCUGCUCGAUGCGGUUGAAAUGGCGCUCCGAUUCCAAAAUGUGGAGGGAGAUGAACAGAGCAAGGAACUGGCCCGGAUCAUUGCUAGCCAGACACCAGAGACAGUAGUGGCCAGUGUCUGUGGCUUACAGCCAAGUGAGAAGCUGUAUCCUCGGGUUUUGGAGAUUGUCAAAAGGGUUCAAGCGGACAGAUUGAUGGCAUAG
Molecule: messenger RNA, 1194 nt
Organism: Fusarium falciforme
Lineage: Eukaryota; Fungi; Ascomycota; Sordariomycetes; Hypocreales; Nectriaceae
Product: Mannitol-1-phosphate 5-dehydrogenase
Exons: 2
Coding region: 1-1194 (397 amino acids)
Biological process (GO): mannitol catabolic process
Cellular component (GO): cytosol
Molecular function (GO): mannitol-1-phosphate 5-dehydrogenase activity
Source: RefSeq, a predicted model, not a curated record